Molecule: messenger RNA, 3429 nt
Organism: Coccinella septempunctata (seven-spotted ladybird)
Lineage: Eukaryota; Metazoa; Arthropoda; Insecta; Coleoptera; Coccinellidae
Product: sodium/hydrogen exchanger 11-like
Exons: 9
Coding region: 162-2147 (661 amino acids)
Biological process (GO): transmembrane transport; monoatomic ion transport
Cellular component (GO): membrane
Molecular function (GO): monoatomic ion channel activity
Source: RefSeq, a predicted model, not a curated record
UGCAUAAUGACAGACCAUAUUUUUAGAAAAACUAGAAUAACUCAGAAACAGAUCAGUCAUGGUGUAGAUUAUAGGGAUUAUGGGCAAAAAAAAAAACUGAAAUACAGAGUAGACUAGUGAGAUCAAUACCCUACUUUCAGAGACUAUUUUUUGGGAUAAUCAUGUGCAAUGAUUUCAGAUGGUUUUGCGAUGCCCAUUGGAUGAUGAUCAAGAACGGUUCGGAACUGGAUCAUCCUCAUUGGAUAAUUUCAAACAAUGAAGAGCCAGACAAAAUGGCUUUAAGAUUUGCUGUGUGUAAUAAUUGCAAAUUGGAAUUUUUCGUACCGCCAACUUUCAAGGAAUACAAGGAAAUGACACGCGAAGCGAGGAGACGUGUCUUGAAAUCCAAGAAAAACUUCUACAUCAAGCAGUAUAACAUUGGAAUGUUAAGUGAAGAAUCUUACAGAAUAUUGGUUGAAGCUGUAGAAAAAGGUUUGGAAUCUCCAAAUGUGCAAUUCGAUACGAAUAAAUUUUUGAACAUGAUUCGAGAAGUCAAUUUGAUAUCCCACAACUCACAAGGAUUUUGGAACACGUACGAAUAUAGAUUCAGGAUGAUGCAUCCAAGACAUAUGAACCGUUUCAGAAGAUUGAUAAUGAGCUUAGUGGUCCAUCCACUUUUUGAUCUGACUAUCAAUUUCGUAGCUUUAUCCAACCUUAUGAUCAACAUAUACCUCUUGAUAUCUUCGAGUAAUCGACCACUAUUUUUCACAAUAUACUACUGUUUUUUUGGAGUAUAUUUAUUCGAAAUGAUAGUAAAAAUACAUUUCUUCACACUUCGAAGAUUUUACGAUGGAAUUUUCAAUUAUUUCAGUUCUGUUUGGAAUAUGAUGGAUGCUCUCCUGGUCUUGAUGACAUUUAUUGUCGUUAUUUAUAUUUCCUAUAGGGUCGAUUAUUGGAACGUGCUGUUGGUUGCAACUUUUUCGACUCUCAGGAUCGUAAGGAUAUCGAGAUUGUUCCAGCACUUCAAAACCUGUCGAUCAGUUAUGAGCUUGGAGGCUCGGAUUCACGGCGAUUCAAGGGCAAGAAAAGCUUACGAAACCGGGAAGACAUUCAUCAAGGGUGAACAGGAAUUAAUGGUAAUUGUACCUGGAAUGGUGAAAGACCCACAUAUAACAGCAGACAUUCUCAUGCAAAUGGAUGAGAACAUCAUGUUGGUUGCGAGGGAAAUUGAACAAAUUCAGCACAAUCGUCCACAAGUAUCUAUAGAUAUCAAAACCAAACAAGCCAUUAGAACAGUUCUCAAUUUCAUGAAUGAGGAAAUUGAUUUUAUAAAGAACGCAGGAUGGAUAGAUGAAAUUGAAUAUAAGUUGCUGCUGAAAUCGGUUUACGAAAGAUAUCAAUACCUGCAUACUUUGAGGAAAGUAAAACGGAAUUCUCCCAAGGCGUUCUUCGAGGAUAUUUUAUGGUUAAACGACGAUGAAACUCUGACCGAGUAUUUGUAUGAUAAUGCUCAGAACAAAAGUUUCGCUUCUCAAGACGUUAUAAUAGCGAAAGGCGAACAUGCUGACGGGAUUUAUAUGGUGAUAUCAGGUUUGCUGAAUAUAGAAUACGAACCAGAACCAAGUGUUCUGGAGAAGUUGGAAAGAUACGGUGCUUUACCAGUGAUCGACUUCAUGACUAAUAUGAAUUUCAAAGCAGCGAGAAGGGAAUAUAUUGUGGCUGGCAAUACGUUCGGUGAAUUCAGUCUACUGACCAGAAGACCAUACGCUUGCAGUAUAAUUGCAGAUACUUCCUGUGAAGUGAUGUUUCUACCUGAGCAAUGUGUGAGGAGCGCGAUGAACCUGGACAAUGAUCCAGUGAGUGGGAUGGAAUGCCGAAUAUGGAAGAACGUUUGCAGAAAUAUGACCCUCGAUAUUCUUGUGAACGCACGACCAUACCGAACAACCCCAUUGGACGAAGUGAGACAAUGUUUGGACAGAUGUUUCGUGCCCAAAUUGAGUCAGUUCAGAGCACUAUCGAGAACUGAAUACAUAGAAGAUAUCAUCGUUAUCGAUGGGGCUGUUUUGGAUGAGAAAACUCGAACAUAUUUCGUAGCACCAAGGCACAUUCCCAGGUUUGUAGGUCAGUACAGAAGAUUUUCCUGCCGGGAAACGAAAAAUUUUCCCUGAAUACUGAAAUUGAAACGAAACUGGUUUUAGUAACUAUUCCAGAUGCGAAACCGGAGUUCAUAAUGGAAAGAGAAAAGAAUUUAAAUGAUGGCGUGAGUAUAAAAUAAAUAGGUUUGGCAUAAAUAAUUGGCUCCAUGUCCGUCAGAAGAUUGCAGGUAUCAUCGUUUAGUAAUGAAGAGUUCCCUUUUUCACAGAUGAUGAAAUUAUUGAUUUUUUUUUCAGUCAUUUACAUAACGAGAGGUUUUUAUGCAAAUAUCUUCUCCCACACUUUGCUGAAACCAUCAAUGAAUCCGGAAAAUUCUGCAAGCUGUAAUCCAUUUGAUGAAGCAUCCUGUUUUGAGUUGGCUGUCGUCCAGAUGAUGUCAAAUGAAAAAAUAAUGCUAGUGAUGGAAAUUAAAUGAACUUUUGGUCCUAAAAGAAAUACCCCAAAUCGUCUAGGAUAUUUUCACCGUACUCCAAAAAAUCCGCGAGUCCAAUGACCAAGAGCUAUAAUAAAAUUUUCAAGAACAUUUUUAUAACAAUUUUAAAAAACAUUUCUAUGCAAACCGUAUACAAAUGAGAAUGUUACAAAAUUAUCUAUAGUAAUUUAAUGUUAUUUGUGUAUUCGUGUAUUUGUGUUAACAUAUGAAUGUGAAUUUUCAGGAUGAAAAUCCAGAAAUAACCUUUUGACUGAAAAAGUUAUAUAUGUUUUCAUUCCCCUCAUCAUUUAACUCAAAAACUGAAUUAUAUGAUUUUCACUAACAUGAGUUGUUCAAUACGUGUUCUGCUUUCACAGUAGCAUCUUCAGGUGGAGUUUAUUCAGUUUUUUAGUUUAAUUAUGGAUUUUCAUCAAGUAUCACCAGUAUCAGCCACAUCAAUUCAAUAUAUAACACUGAAUUUAAACGUUUACCAAAUAGCUUGAUUACCAUGCAUAUUAAUUUAACAAAGAAUGAGCGUUGUUGGCAACGUAUUAUUUUCAUUAUCUUGCAAAUCAGAGAAUUUUUCAUGAAAUAUUCCAUUUCGAGUGCAACUUGACAGAAAAAAACUCAAGACACCAGUAUUAAAAAAACUGAAAAUAAAUCUCAAAAACGCUCGUGUAAAUCCCGAUUCAGCAUCGUGGGCUUCUCAACUAUUCUGAAGGAUUCAUGUUUUCAGGUUGCCGGUUUUUAAUAAUCAAACACGUACUUGAAAUUGUAUGAAAUCGCAUCUUCGUCAUCUUUAUUUCUUGUACUUCUUUUUCGAGAAAUGGUUUGAGAAAGAAACAAUGAUUAUAUUAUACUAAGCGCUAAAUGAACUGUUACAU